Messenger RNA from Cetraspora pellucida, 1341 nucleotides. The record is from the annotation of a GenBank genome assembly. Lineage: Eukaryota; Fungi; Glomeromycota; Glomeromycetes; Diversisporales; Gigasporaceae.
AUGACUCAAGGACAAAUAAACCAAUAUCAGCCUUUAAGCUCACAGCCGAGUUUAAAGCGAUCGUCGUCUUUCACGUUUUCUCAUGCGAAGGCGCUUAAGCCGUUUGAUUCCGGUGAUAUAAAAAUCUUACUGUUGGAAAACAUAAACCAAGCUGCCAUCGAAAUUUUAUCUGGUGAAGGAUAUCAAGUGGAAGCACAUUCAAAAUCUCUUCCUGAAGAUGUCCUCAUAGAAAAAAUUCGGGAAGUUCAUUGCAUUGGAAUCCGAUCCAAAACUAAACUAACAAGCAAAGUUCUAGCGGAAGCAAAAAAACUCUUGGUAAUUGGAUGUUUCUGUAUCGGAACAAAUCAAGUCGAUCUAGAAGCUGCUGCUAGACAGGGUAUUGCUGUCUUCAAUUCUCCUUUUAGCAACAGUAGAAGUGUUGCAGAAUUGGUAAUUGCAGAGAUUAUAUUUUUGUCUAGACAAUUGGGUGAUCGUAAUAAUGAGAUGCAUCAAGGAAUUUGGAAUAAAGUUUCGGCAAAUUGUUAUGAAAUUCGAGGAAAGACACUUGGGAUUAUUGGUUAUGGUCACAUUGGAUCUCAAUUAUCUGUUCUCGCGGAAUCUAUGGGAAUGACAGUGUAUUUCUACGAUAUCGUCCAACUCAUGCCUUUGGGAACUGCCAAACAAGUUAGUACGCUUCAUGAACUUUUGGAACGGGCAGAUUUUGUCAGUCUGCAUGUUCCUGAAACUGAAGACACAAAAAAUAUGAUAGGAGAUACUGAAAUUAGCAAGAUGAAGAAAAGCAGUUAUUUAAUAAAUGCAUCUCGCGGCACUGUUGUUCAUGUUCCAGCCUUAAUAAAAGGAUUGCAAAGUGGACACCUACGAGGCGCAGCAAUUGACGUUUAUCCACGUGAACCUAGGUCCAAUGGUCAAAACUUUAAUGAUGAGUUAAAUUCCUGGACAACAGAACUUUUAAAAUGCAAAAAUUUGAUAUUGUCACCGCAUAUCGGUGGUUCCACCGAAGAAGCACAACAAAUGAUCGGAACUGAAGUAGCAACCGCGCUUUUCAAAUACAUAAAUUACGGUACUUCGAUUGGCGCGGUUAAUUUCCCUGAGAUUGACCUCCGUGCUAUUCAGGAUACGGAAAAAAAUUCAAUUCGUGUUCUUUUCGCUCAUCAAAAUGUUCCUGGUGUGCUCAAAGAAAUCAAUCAAAUUCUUUCCGACCACAAUGUGGAGAAGCAAUAUUCAGAUUCACGAGGAGAAAUUGCUUAUAUGAUGGCCGAUAUUUCUGAUGUUGACGAGCAUGAUAUUCGUAAGAUUUAUGAUACUAUAAGCUCAGCUAAGGCAAACAUAUUGACAAGAAUC